AUGCCGAAACACAGCAAAGUGCCACUCAGCGCAGUGCGCACCCUAACACUCCGGCAGGGUGCCAAAACCACGGCGCGGCGCACCAAGGCUGUCCCUCAGCUGACCUGCAAUGGCAAGUACUGCCAAUACGCCCCACGCGUGGUCCAGUGCCGGCAGGAGGGGCAUGACGGUGUGUCGCCGCAGUGGGCUUGCACCGCAGACCUCCCGUCCUCUCUUUCUUUCGGACAGCUCGAGGUCGUCUGCGAGGGAUGGGCCAAGCCCGGCGAUUCCGAUAUCCUCGCUGGGUCUUGUGCGCUCGAGUACGAACUCGUG
Molecule: messenger RNA, 312 nt
Organism: Cutaneotrichosporon oleaginosum
Lineage: Eukaryota; Fungi; Basidiomycota; Tremellomycetes; Trichosporonales; Trichosporonaceae
Biological process (GO): regulation of store-operated calcium entry
Cellular component (GO): endoplasmic reticulum membrane
Source: RefSeq, a predicted model, not a curated record